AUGUUAAGCUCACUACUCUCACUGCUAUUUGCCGUACCCCUUCUGGCGUCCCCGCUAGUUACUCGCCAGUUGAACACACGGCAAUACAUCAUCUACAACAAAUGCCCGGCCGCCGUCAACCUCUACAUCGCUGGCAAUCUCGAAGGAUCCCUUCCCAGUCAAGGCAAUACCACGAAAUUCCUCAGCCUUGGGGCAGGCUUCUUCUACACUGACGCAAAUGGUGGCAAUGCUAACGGUGAAGGCACAUCGCGGGCCGGCUUCUUCCCUGACGACUUCUACUACAUGGUGGUCGAUCCACAGCGCAUCAAUGUUGGAUUGCAAGUAGCGCCACGAGGCCGUCCCACAUGGCUUGGAUUCUGCGAGGCCAUCUCCUGUGGCGAGACCGGAUGCCCUUCUGCAUUCCCACAACCACCAACACGCUUCCCCGCCGUCGCUGAAACUGCACCGAUCCCUCCAUAUUAUCGCUGCCCUAUAUUAAACACCACGUUCGACAUCACGUUCUGCCCUGACGGAAGUUUCCCUAUCCAAGGCUCCACCAUCCAUCCCAACGGCAACACCAACAAGUGCCUUGACGUCCGCGGAGCUGAUUUCGCGAACGGAACCCCCGUUCAAAUCUACGACUGUAACCAAACCCCCGCACAGCGCUGGGUCUUGAACCGCGGCAGCACGAAAGUCCAACUCGCAGAAACAAACUUCUGCCUUGACGCUGGAACCUCCCCAGGAAACGGCGUAGGUCUCAAGAUCUGGCAAUGCUACGACAACCUGCCUGCGCAGCAGUGGUACUACACCGACGAUAACCGUAUUGCGCUCGAAGGACAAGGGUUGUGCACGGAUUUGACCAACGGCAUUCUGACCAACGGAAACCAGGUCCAGACUUGGCAGUGCACCGACGGAAACACGAAUCAAAUCUGGACUCUGUAA
Cyclocybe aegerita is the source of this 921-nucleotide messenger RNA. Lineage: Eukaryota; Fungi; Basidiomycota; Agaricomycetes; Agaricales; Hemipholiotaceae. The record is from the annotation of a GenBank genome assembly.